GCACGGGGCAGGAGCUGGCCCUGGAGCACUGCGCCCUCCAGACGGGGCACCCCUCACCCUGCCCCAUGGAGCGGGUGGCCACCGUCGACUGCGAGGAGCCCUUCCAGCUGCGGUUGGUGGGUGGCCCCGGGCGCUGCGCGGGGCGGUUGGAGGUGAACCGUGGCGGGCAGUGGGGCACGGUCUGCGACGACGGCUGGAGCGGAGCCAACGUGGCAGUGGUUUGCCGGGAGCUGGGCUGCGGGGCAGCGGGGACGGUUGGUGACCUUCCCAGGGGACCGCCCCGCUUUGGCCCCGGUACUGGGCGCAUCUGGCUGGAUGACGUCCGCUGCCGGGGUCAGGAGGGGACCCUGCAGGAUUGCGCCCACCGCGCCUGGGGCCGCCACGACUGCUCGCACCAGGAGGAUGUCGGUGUGGUCUGCCAGGAUGCCUGAGCACAGCAGCUCUGCCCCUGGACGGCCUCCAGCCACCAUGUCCCCCUGUGGAGCAUCCCUCCUGCACCAUUCCCUGGGCAGCCCUGGCCCCAUGGGGUACCCCAUGCACAGCACCCCACAGGAGGCCAUAGGCAGCAGCGGGGAGUCCUGCCCCAGCCCCUUGUCCCCCUGUCCAGCCAUUAAAUG
This is a messenger RNA of Calidris pugnax (ruff), 617 nucleotides long. RefSeq names its product CD5 antigen-like. Gene Ontology annotation, cellular component: membrane. Lineage: Eukaryota; Metazoa; Chordata; Aves; Charadriiformes; Scolopacidae. The record is from RefSeq and is a predicted model, not a curated record. Bases 66 to 431 code for a protein of 121 amino acids. The transcript has 3 exons.